Molecule: messenger RNA, 3256 nt
Organism: Scophthalmus maximus (turbot)
Lineage: Eukaryota; Metazoa; Chordata; Actinopteri; Pleuronectiformes; Scophthalmidae
Gene: b4galt1l
Product: DP-Gal:betaGlcNAc beta 1,4- galactosyltransferase, polypeptide 1, like
Exons: 6
Coding region: 524-1609 (361 amino acids)
Biological process (GO): protein N-linked glycosylation; carbohydrate metabolic process
Molecular function (GO): beta-N-acetylglucosaminylglycopeptide beta-1,4-galactosyltransferase activity; cytoskeletal protein binding
Source: RefSeq, a predicted model, not a curated record
CUUCUCUCGCGAGAUCCACUGAGUCUGUGAGUGUGAGUCGGGGUCCGUUCGUCCUCUCGGUCGUUGGAGCCGAAGUUUGCCGAGUCGCUCCGUGACUUGUCGCCGUCAGACCCGUUGGUUCCGUCUGUUGGACCGUGUUGGUCCGUCGUCACCGCCCCGAGCUGCGGCGGGAAUCUUCAUCCUGAAUCAGCCGUUAUCUGUUAACGGGUCCGCUCACCGGAGCAGCUGAGCUCGUUAGCAGUUAGCGUCUCGUCUCCUCGUCUCCUCCUCUCGUCUCCUCGUCUCCUCCUCUCGUCUCCUCCUCUCGUCUCCUCCUCUCGUCUCCUCCUCUCGUCUCCUCGUCGUCCCGCGGCUCUUUUCACGUCUUUCCGGUGAAACGUGAAGCGACCUCGGGAGCGGUGACGUCACAGAACAUGGAGCCGAAGGGCAGCAGCUAGCGGAGUUGAAGUCCGGAGAAGUCGACUUCGUUUCCCGCUUCCUGUCUUGUGUGUGCGGCUCGAGCUGUGUCCUCCUCCGGGUCACGAUGCCCGCGGACUCCGUCAGAUUCACCCUCCUGCACCGGACGUGUAAGCUGGUGGUGCUGCUGUGUCUCCUCCACCUCUCCGUCACCGUCGUCUUCUACGUCCGCUCCCUGGACCUCCGGGCCCCCGUCGUCCAGAACCAGCAGCCCCACAUCAACCAGACCGUGACCCCGAAACAUGACCAGGACCGGGACCAGGACCGGGACCGGGACCAGGACCGGGACCAGGACCAGGACCACGACCACGUGGAGACGCUGGAGACGCUGAAGAAGCUGGAGAAAUGCCCCGAAACAUCUCCUCUGCUGGUCGGUCCCCUGCGGGUGGAGUUCAACAUGCCGGUGACUCUGGAUCAGAUCAAGAGGAUCAACCCGGACCUGGGGCCCGGCGGACGCUUCAGACCCAGAAGCUGCGUCGCGCUGCAGAAAGUCGCUGUCAUUAUCCCGUUCAGGAAACGUGACGAACACCUGAAGUACUGGCUCUUCUACCUGCACCCCAUCCUGCAGAGGCAACAGCUGGACUACGGAGUCUAUGUCAUCAACCAGGACGGAGACGUGGUCUUUAACCGGGCCAAGCUGCUGAACGUGGGCUACAUGGAGGCGCUGAGGGAGUACGACUACGACUGUUUCAUCUUCAGCGACGUGGACCUGAUCCCCAUGGACGACCGCAACACUUACAGGUGCUUCAGUCAGCCGCGACACCUGUCGGUGUCAAUGGACAAGUUCGGCUUCAGGCUGCCGUACAACCAGUACUUCGGAGGCGUCUCGUCGAUGAGCAAAGAACAAUAUCUGAAGAUCAACGGCUUCCCCAACAACUACUGGGGCUGGGGAGGAGAGGACGACGACAUCUACAACAGGUUGGCGUCUAAAGGAAUGUCCAUCUCCAGGCCCGACGGCGAGGUUGGAAAGUGUCGGAUGAUCCGACACGAGAGAGACAGACAGAACGAGCCGAACCCUCAGAGGUUCGACCGCAUCGCUCACACCAGAGACACGAUGUACAAGGACGGGAUCAACUCUCUGUCCUACAAAGUGGUGAAGAUAGAGAAGUUUGACCUGUUCACUAAGGUCACAGUGGACGUGGGGAAACCGUGACGUGGCAGUUGUCAGCGGGGGUCAGUGGGGGUCAGCGGUGGUCAGGAGCUGACGCUGGAGGAGCAGAUGCUCCGGACUCAGACAUUUUCUUUGAUUCUGUAGUUUUUGCACAAACCGACAGACUGGGGGUUUGUGUUGUUGUUUUUUUCUCUGUGGGGACUCUUCUCUGAUUGGACACAACUGUAACCAAUCAGCUGCCUCCGUCUGUCGGUCAGACGCUGCAACACUUUUAUUUUGAACAGUCAGACAAUCAGAACAGUGACGACGUGUCCUGAUGUGAGCUGGUGGGUUUAGAUCUGGUCUGGUCCUGGUUCUGGUCCUGGCUCUGUUCAGUGAUCUGGACUCUGAUGAUCUGGUUCGGGCUCUGAAUGAAUUCUGAUCUCUCAACUUUUCAAGUAACAAACAAAAGCAACAUGUUCAUGUGAAACGAUCUGAACUCAUGGUUCCAGUGACCACAUCUGGACUGGUUCUGGUUCAGGUCUGUGGAUCUGAGACCUGCACUGGGGAAGAGUCUCAGGACCGAGGCCUGGACCCAAAAUCCAAUGUCCUGAGUCUCUGAUCCUGGUCAGUGAACUAGCGAUGAUCUGACAUUACUUUACAGAAACUGGAUGUGGAACUGGUUUCACUUCAGAUCUAAACGUGUGUGUGUGUGUGUGUGCGCGCGCGCGUGUCGUUAGUUAUUGAUGUGCAUGUUUGAUCUUUGAUAAAUGUUUGUUUUUUAAAUCCCAAAGUUGAUUUGAAUGGAACCAGUUUAUUUAAUGUCUGAAACCGGAUCAGCUCAAGACCAGAACCUGAGGAUCAGUCCAGUGAUCAGGGGUCUCAUUUAUAAAACUGUGAAUAGAAUCCUUAUUAAAAGUCUACGUGCGCCAAAAAGCCUAAAAUGCCGUACGCCAAAAAAUAUUCAGACUUAUAAAACCGUGCGUACGCACACCUGUGCACAAUUCUCCUUUUAUAAAUCACAUAAAAGUGUGCGUACGUGAAUCAGCCUCAUCUCCCGCCCUGUACACGCCCAUUUUAACCAUAAAUAGUCAAUACAAAUCACGUCAUGGAUGCUGAUCCGUAUAUUAAUGACCCUGGCUUCCAAUUGGUCUUUCGUUCCGACAGGUGAGGACAAAAACACAAACCUCACUUCUCAGUCAGUGAGCAGCGAAGUACGAAGAAACAGAGUUGCAGUAGUGAAGUUGCAGUCUGUCUACAUGCUGCAGUUUAGUUUAGUAGAUACUUUAUUUAUCCCGAAGGAAAUUCGAGUGUCUCAGGGCGAAGGGGAAGUGUCUCUGUGUUGUGCCUGUGUUGAAGAAGUAUGAGAAGUUGGUCACCGGAGCAAGAAAAAAGAGGUGUGAGCGUGUGUGAGGCGUCAAUCGCUCUUCUCACAUUUACUUUCUACAAUCUGUCAGUUCACGACCUCCCCGUCUGUGUCACUUAUUCCCCUCAUCUCCAGAAUGUGCUCACGCCGUACGCACGGGUCAGAGUUUGCUUACGGUGCAAACAUUCUCCCGCCAAGUUUGUUUUUUAUAGAUCACAACCUUUGCGUGGGAAGUGGCGUACGCACAUUUCCAGCCAAGUUUGAUGCAUACGCCACGUUUAUAAAUGAGACCCCAGAGCUGCUGAUUAGUUUCUGCAGCUUUGUCUUUUUUUGAUUGAUUGAAU